Pistacia vera is the source of this 1436-nucleotide messenger RNA. Its product is annotated as protein phosphatase 2C 57-like. Gene Ontology annotation, molecular function: protein serine/threonine phosphatase activity; cation binding. The transcript is spliced from 11 exons. Gene Ontology annotation, biological process: protein dephosphorylation. The coding region runs from base 119 to 1288 and encodes 389 amino acids. The record is from RefSeq and is a predicted model, not a curated record. NCBI's taxonomy places the organism in Eukaryota, Viridiplantae, Streptophyta, Magnoliopsida, Sapindales, Anacardiaceae.
CUUCACUCCUCUUAUCCUUUCUUUAACCCAACUCAUCACCACCACUAACUCUCUUCUUACUCUUUUCUCUUCCCUCUCAACUCUCUGGUGCUCCAACUCAGUAAGUCAGUCAGUCUUAAUGGCGUUGCUAAGCCAACAGUACUUACAGAGGUUUCUCUUAUCCAAGCUCAAUUACAAAUCUAACUUCAAGCCCGCCAACAAAACCAAUACUGUAACUGCUACAAGAGCUAAAACUCUCAGCGUCUCCGCGAUUGCAAUCGACGCGCCCUCUUCUUUGAGUGGCGUUGCCGGUAUCCGAUGGGGCUCCGCCAGUUUGCAGGGCCCGCGUGAAGAGAUGGAGGAUGAUCUUGUUAUACAAUCCGAUGGCCUUGAUGGGUUCUCCUUUGCUGCUGUUUUUGAUGGCCACGGUGGUGUCUCUUCUGUCAAGUUUCUUCGGGAUGAGCUAUACAAAGAGUGCGUUGCAGCUUUACAAGGUGGAUUGUUAUUGAGUGGAAAAGAUUACAAUGCAAUUAGAGAGGCCUUAGAGGAAGCUUUUCAAAAUGCUGAUAAGAAAUUGUUGAGUUGGCUUGAAAUGAAUGCGGAGGAAGACGAAUCCGGAGCAACAGCCACAGUUAUGUUGAUCGGAAAAGAUAUGCUAUUUAUCUCACAUGUUGGCGACUCAUGUUUGGUACUAUCUCGUUCUGGAAAAGCAGAUAUACUAACUAAUCCUCAUCGGCCUUAUGGAAGCAACAAGGUCUCUCUUCAAGAAAUCAGAAGAAUCAGAGAAGCAGGUGGAUGGAUUGUCAAUGGGAGGAUUUGUGGAGACAUUGCCGUAUCUCGUGCUUUUGGUGACAUCCGGUUCAAGACAAAGAAGAAUGAGAUGUUGAAGAAGGGUGUUGAUGAAGGAAGAUGGUCUGAAAAAUUUGUUUCUCGAGUGAAACUCAACAAGGACCUGGUUAUUGCGUUGCCAGAUAUUUUCCAAAUAGAUCUUGGGUUAGAUGCGGAAUUUAUACUGUUGGCAUCUGACGGAUUAUGGGAUUACAUGAACAACUCAGAAGCAGUUACUUUUGUCAGGAAUCAGCUUCAGCAACAUGGAGAUGUACAGGUAGCUUGUGAAGCACUUGCACAAGCAGCUCUGGACCGACAUUCCCAAGAUAAUGUCAGCAUUGUCAUUGCCGACUUAGGGCGGACAGACUGGCAAAAUCUACCACUUCAGCAACAAAAUAUUGUGUAUGAAUUCGGGCAGGCUUUUGCUACCAUUGGAAUUGUGUCGCUUGCAAUAUGGAUGUCAUCUCAGCUUUCUUUAUGAAUGUGAGGGCUUCUGAAAAUGUAUACAUUCACAUAGAUUUAAUUCUUUUGCCUAUAUAGUUAGUUGUACUAGUCUCGUCCCUUCAUAAUAUUGCUUUAGGUGAUCUCGAACGAUCUCAAGGAAAAAAAAAAACAUAUUAUUCACGUUC